AUGGCGGCUUCAAGGAUGUCGGCGGUGGCGGCAGUGGUGGCGGCUGCGGCUUCCUAUUCCACGCUCUCUAAUCGUUCUUAUGCCGAUUCGCCGUUCCGAUUUUCUCCUUUCUCAUCUUCUACACCAUCGUCGUCUGCUCCCGUCCCGGUGCAGGAUCCGAAAGCGGAUUCUUCUGCACCGGAUUCUCAUCCCGCAGUCGAAGAUUCGAAAGGGGGGUUCGAUCCAGAAUCGUUGGAGAGAGGGGCCAAAGCUCUCAGAGAAAUUAAUAGCUCUCCUCAUGCCAAACAGGUCUUUGAGGUGAUGAGAAAGCAGGAGCAGACGCGACUAGCGGAAUUGGCAGCGGAGAAGGCUAAUUUUGAGGCCAUUCAAGCUCAUGGUGAUAUCGAGAAGCAGCGAAAAUGGGCAGAAGACCAGAGGAAUCUGUAUCAACAACAAGCACAAGCUAAAGCGCAAAUGAUGAGAUAUGAAGACGAGUUAGCUCGAAAACGAAUGCAGACAGAUCAUGAGGCUCAGAGACGUCAUAAUGCUGAAUUAGUGAAAAUGCAAGAGGAGUCAUCCAUAAGAAAAGAACAAGCAAGACGAGCAACUGAGGAGCAGAUGCAAAUUCAGCAGCGACAAACUGAGAAAGAGAGAGCUGAGAUAGAACGUGAAACAAUAAGAGUAAAGGCUAUGGCUGAAGCGGAAGGUCGGGCUUAUGAAGCAAAAUUGACCGAGGACCAUAACAGGAGGAUGCUUUUAGAGCGAAUAAACGGUGAAAGAGAAAAGUGGCUUGCAGCAAUAAAUACAACUUUCAGUCACGUUGAAGGGGGAUUUCGGAUUCUAUUGACUGACAGGAGUAAGUUGUUAAUGACUAUUGGAGGGGCUACUGCAUUAGCUGCUGGAGUUUACACUACCAGGGAAGGUGCCAAAGUUACAUGGGGAUAUAUCAAUAGAAUUCUUGGGCAACCAUCUCUGAUUCGAGAAUCGUCCAUGGCCAAAUUUCCAUGGUCAGGAAUAAUUUCUCGAGGAUCUAAUAAGAUGCUUAAUUACAGCACUGUUGCAAGGGCAGCAGCACCUGCGCAAAAUAAAUCUCCUUUUGGAGAGAUCAUUCUGCAUCCUUCAUUGCAAAAAAGAAUAGAGCACCUUGCUCGGGCUACAGCAAACACUAAGACUCACCAAGCACCAUUUCGUAACAUGCUCUUUUAUGGGCCUCCUGGAACUGGUAAAACUUUGGUUGCAAGGGAGAUAGCUAGAAAAUCGGGUUUAGAUUAUGCCAUGAUGACAGGAGGAGACGUUGCACCACUGGGUCCACAGGCUGUUACCAAAAUCCAUGAGAUAUUUGACUGGGCAAAAAAGUCAAGAAAAGGUUUACUGCUUUUCAUUGAUGAGGCUGAUGCCUUUCUAUGCGAACGUAAUAGCAAACACAUGAGUGAAGCUCAACGAAGUGCUUUGAAUGCUUUGCUCUUUCGAACCGGGGACCAAUCUCGAGAUGUGGUUCUUGUUCUUGCCACAAACAGACCAGGAGAUCUUGACAGUGCUAUUACCGACCGUAUUGAUGAGGUUAUUGAAUUCCCACUUCCACGAGAGGACGAGCGUUUCAAAUUGCUGAAGUUGUACUUGAACAAGUACAUUUGUGGUGAAGAAGAUGGCAAGUCCAAAUGGGGACAUUUGUUUAAGAAGAAGCCACAGAAAAUAACCAUAAAAGAUCUGUCGGAUGAUGUCUUACGAGAUGCUGCACGGAAAACAGAAGGGUUCUCUGGUCGUGAGAUUGCAAAACUCAUGGCCGGUGUUCAAGCAGCUGUAUAUGGACGCCCGGAUUGUGUCUUGGAUUCCGAUCUAUUCAUGGAGAUUGUGGAUUACAAGGUUGAAGAGCAUCACCAGCGAAUAAAACUAGUAUCUGAAGGUGGUGAGCCGGCUUAG
Molecule: messenger RNA, 1899 nt
Organism: Fraxinus pennsylvanica
Lineage: Eukaryota; Viridiplantae; Streptophyta; Magnoliopsida; Lamiales; Oleaceae
Source: the annotation of a GenBank genome assembly